This is a messenger RNA of Closterium sp. Naga37s-1, 1953 nucleotides long. The record is from the annotation of a GenBank genome assembly. Lineage: Eukaryota; Viridiplantae; Streptophyta; Zygnematophyceae; Desmidiales; Closteriaceae.
AUGGGCGCGCGCCUAAUUCUCUCCUCGCGCUCCGCGGAGCGCCUGGAGGCGGUGCGCGAGACGUGCCGCGGGAAGCACGCGCCGGAGGGGAUAGUGGUGCUGCCGUUCGACCUUAAGGGGGGCGCGGACGUGCUGCGCGGCGCAGUGCGCCAGGCGGAAAGCGCGUUCCUCGGGGGGGAGGGGGCGUGCGGAGGGGGGGAAGAACCCUGCGGGGUUGACGUGCUGGUUCUGAAUGCUGCCCAUCUGCGCCCGCCUCAGCCUCCCUCCGUCGCACUCUCCCACUCACACUUCUCCCAUCCCCCCCCCCCCCCCCCCCCCCCCUCCUCGUCUCGCUUCGCCCCUGUGCAUAAGCUCACAUGUGAGGACACUCCAGAGGACACUCUUCGGGACACUCUUCGGGUAAGCCCCCCUCUCUCCCAACUCUCGUCUCUCUCUUCUGCCACGUGUGAGGACACUCCCGAGGACACUCUUCGGGGCAUGCUAGAGGUCAACGUGGUUGCCACAAUAGAGCUCACGCGCCACCUCCUGCCGUGCAUGAUGCAGCGCAACAAGGGGCAGAUUCUCGUGCGCAACAAGGGGCAGAUACUCGUGAGUUUCCCAGCGGAAUGUGCAUGCAUGAAAAUCUUUAAGGCAGACGUUUGGGUAAGUGCACUUAGUCCCUCCUGCUUCUUCCUACAGGUGAGCAGUGCAGCGGGCAAGCUCCCCGCGCCCACGCAGGGCGUAUACGCCGCCACCAUGCAUGCUCCUUGCUCUCUUCCUCCUUUUGAUAUCCUCCUCACUCCCUCCUCCCCCUUCCUCUCCUCCCCUAAUCAGGUGAGCAGUGCAGCAGGCAAGCUCCCCGCGCCCACUCAGGGCGUAUACGCCGCCACCAAGCACGCCCUGCAUGGGUACUUCAACACGCUGCGGUACGAAGCGGUGCAGCACGCUGAGGGGGCAGUCAAAUCCGCAACCAAGCCCUCCGCUGAUCAAGUACAUGUUCCUGCUGCUGCUGCUGCUGCUGCUGCUGCUGCUGCUGCUGCUGCUGCUGCUGCUGCUGGGGGAGAUGAGAAGGCCUCGCGCAUGCCAGCAUCGCAAUGUGCUGAGCUCAUUGACUCGCGCAUGCCAGCAUCGCGAUGUGCAGAGCUCAUAGUGAGCGCUGCUGCUUGGAGGCUAGAAGAAGCAUGGAUCUCCAGACAUCCGGUGCUGCUACUCAUGUACCUCGCACAGUACUUCCCUGCCACCUGCUCAUACUCCUCUCAACCCCUUCCCCUGCCCCCAUCUGUGCCUUCCCCCAUCCCACCUGUACCCCCCAGCCGGUGCUGCUACUCAUGUACCUCGCACAGUACUUCCCUGCCACCUGCUCAUACUCCUCUCAACCCCUUCCCCUGCCCCCAUCUGUGCCUUCCCCCAUCCCACCUGUACCCCCCAGCCGGUGCUGCUACUCAUGUACCUCGCACACUACUUCCCUGCCACCUGCAGCAUACUCCUCUCAACCUCCCCCUUCCCCCCUCUUUCCUCCCUGUCCCCCAUCUGCACCCCCCCAUGCGUGUCCCCCCAUAUACCCCCCAGCCGGUGCUGCUACUCAUGUACCUCGCACAGUACUUCCCUGCCACCUGCAGCAUGCUCUUCAGAAAGAUUGGUCCCAAGAGAUGCGAAGAUCCACCACCCCCUCCCCUCGUUCCUCCCCACCUCGCUCCUCCUCCCCUCUUUCCUCGCUCUCCUCUCCGUCUCUCUCCCCCUCGUCCCUCUCACCAGCCCUCUCUCCCCGCCGUUCACCCAUCUCGGUCCUCCCCCGUCCCUCCUCCUCGCAUCAAACCUUGUCUGCUACCAAGCCUCCCCUUGACUUGUGCAAUUGAGAGAGCAGAAAUGCCUGCCAAUCCUCUCACCAGCCCUCUCUCCCCGCCGUUCACCCAUCUCUGUCCUCCCCCACCCCUCCUCGCAUCAAACCUUGUCUGCUACCAAGCCUCCCCUUGA